This is a messenger RNA of Wyeomyia smithii (pitcher-plant mosquito), 3733 nucleotides long. It is a transcript of the gene RpIII128, whose product is annotated as DNA-directed RNA polymerase III subunit RPC2. Gene Ontology annotation, molecular function: ribonucleoside binding; DNA-directed RNA polymerase activity; DNA binding. Gene Ontology annotation, cellular component: RNA polymerase III complex. The transcript has 3 exons. The coding region runs from base 255 to 3659 and encodes 1134 amino acids. Gene Ontology annotation, biological process: DNA-templated transcription. The record is from RefSeq and is a predicted model, not a curated record. Lineage: Eukaryota; Metazoa; Arthropoda; Insecta; Diptera; Culicidae.
AUGAGAAUUCGCGUAAGUGCGAACAGCCAUAAAAAUCUCUUUUACUUGUGUCAGGGCUAAUACAAGCAACAGAACUGUCAAAACUGUAUAAACAAAAUUUAUUCACGUUGUUUGCUGUGCAAAGGCAAACCGGAAUAACACGCGUAAGUCCAAUUUUACGUUUCAAGUUUCUACUGUUCAGUUCAGUAACAUAAGAAUCGGAUGCAGCAAAAUUUCACCUUUCAAUAUUGCGUACAUGAGAGCUUAGCUUUGAAAUGGGUAUCGGGGAAAAACACUGGGACACCGACAGCAAAAACUACAAGAAGGUGCAAAAAGCGUUAGAGGACAAAUGGAAACUGGUACCGGCUUUCCUCCAGGUGAAAGGUCUCGUCAAGCAACAUAUUGAUUCGUUCAAUUAUUUCAUCAAUGUGGAUAUAAAAAACAUCGUCCGUGCGAACGACGAAGUCAAGAGCGAUGCUGACCCUUGCUUUUACCUCAAAUAUCUCAAUGUCAGCAUUGGCAUGCCAGAUGUUGAAGAAGGGUUCAAUAAUACUAAGUCGACCACUCCACAUGAAUGUCGACUGCGGGACAUGACUUAUGCGGCACCGAUUACGGUGGAUAUCGAGUACACUAGAGGUACGCAGCGCGUUGUACGGAACAAUCUCCUUAUCGGACGAAUGCCAAUUAUGUUACGUUCAUCAAACUGCGUUCUUACUGGCAAAUCGGAGUUCGAGCUAUCCAAAGUCAACGAAUGUCCAAUGGACCCGGGAGGAUACUUCGUAAUUCGGGGAACGGAAAAGGUCAUUCUCAUUCAGGAACAGAUUUCGUGGAAUAAAAUGAUCACCGAAGAUUACAACAAUGUCAUACAGUGUCAGGUUACUAGUUCUACACAUGAGAAAAAGUCUCGAACCAUUCUCUUAUCGAAGCAUGGCAAAUAUUACUUGAAGCACAACUCAAUGACAGAGGAGAUUCCAGUUGCUGUUAUUUUCAAAGCAAUGGGUAUAGCAUCUGAUCAGGAAAUUAUGCAAUUGGUUGGAAUAGAUACGGAAACUCAGAAACGAUUUGCUCCUUCGCUACUUGAAGCCGCUAACCAUAAGGUGUAUACUCAACAACGCGCUCUUGAAUACAUGGGCUCGAAGCUUAUUGCGAAACGUUUCACGACAGCGGCUACCAAGUAUAAAACUACAGCUGAUGAAGCGAGAGAUUUACUUGCUACCACUAUCUUGGCACACGUUCCUGUGCCAAAUUUCAAUUUUCAGGUGAAAGCAAUUUACGUUGCUUUAAUGAUACGUCGCGUGAUGGCUGCGGAGUUGGACAAAUCUGCCGUUGACGAUCGGGACUACUACGGCAACAAACGAUUAGAAUUAGCCGGGUCGUUACUUUCACUUAUGUUUGAAGAUUUAUUUAAGCGUUUCAAUUGGGAGCUGAAAAUGAUUGCCGAUAAAAAUAUCCCGAAAAUCAAAGCUGCCCAGUUCGAUAUCGUGAAGCACAUGCGAGCCGCAUUGAUAUCAACAGGUUUGGAAACGGCGAUUUCAACUGGAAACUGGACAAUUAAGCGUUUCAAAAUGGAACGGGCUGGAGUGACGCAAGUGCUUUCGCGUUUGAGUUAUAUUUCAGCACUCGGAAUGAUGACGAGAGUUAACUCUCAGUUCGAGAAAACCAGGAAAGUCUCUGGUCCUCGUUCACUGCAGCCAAGUCAAUGGGGUAUGCUCUGUCCAUCGGACACACCCGAAGGAGAGGCUUGUGGGUUGGUUAAGAAUUUGGCCCUAAUGACACACAUCACGACAGAAGUGGAUGAGGAACCCGUCAUUCGAUUAGCGUAUAACUCCGGUGUGGAAGACAUCCGUUUACUGGGUGGUGAAACCAUAAACAACCCGAAGGUUUUCAUGGUGUUUAUUAACGGUAACAUUCUGGGAGUUACUAUUGGAUACAAAAGGUUGGUAGAAGUGUUUCGUAUGAUGCGGCGAAAGGGUUUAAUCGGCUCGUUCGUAUCAAUUCAUACAUCAUUCACCCAGCGCUGCGUUUAUAUACACACGGACGGUGGUCGACUGUGCAGGCCCUACAUCAUAGUUCAAAGCGGUCGCCCUUUGGUACAACAAGAACACAUCGAGCAACUUAAGGUUGGACUCAGGAAGUUUGAUGAUUUUCUACACGACGGUUUAAUAGAAUAUUUGGACGUGAACGAAGAGAACGAUUCAUUUAUCGCCUACCAGGAAAUUGAUAUUGAUCCGGAAAAAACAACUCACCUAGAAAUUGAGCCGUUCACUUUGCUGGGCGUUUGUGCUGGUCUAGUCCCAUACCCUCACCAUAACCAGAGUCCUCGUAACACAUAUCAAUGUGCUAUGGGCAAGCAGGCGAUGGGAAUUAUUGGGUACAAUCAGAAAAAUCGAAUUGACACACUCAUGUACAAUAUUGUAUAUCCGCAAACACCAAUGGUGCGUUCGCGAACUAUCGAGUUAACUAACUUUGAUAAGUUACCUGCUGGUCAGAAUGCUACCGUGGCCGUUAUGAGCUAUUCCGGGUAUGAUAUAGAGGAUGCAUUGAUCCUUAACAAAGCUUCAAUAGAUCGAGGCUACGGUCGUUGCUUGGUGUACAAAAAUAGUAAAUGUACUAUUAAAAGAUACAGCAAUCAAACAUUCGACCGCAUCAUGGGCCCGAUGAAAGACUCUCUCACCAACAAGAUUAUUUUCAAACACGAGUGUCUCGAUACGGAUGGAAUAAUUUCUCCUGGAGAAAAAGUACUUUCAAAACAAACGAUGGUUAACAAGGAAAUGCCUGCUGUCAAAUCCACCAACCCAAUAGAGCAGAAAGAAGCGGGUCAGCAACCGAUUGCCUAUAGCGCAGUUCCCAUCACCUACAAAGGCACUGAACCAAGUCAUAUCGAAAAGGUUAUGGUUUCGACCAACAACGACGAAGAGUUUUUAGUAAAGAUUCUGCUUCGCCAAACUCGUCGCCCCGAAAUAGGUGACAAGUUUAGUUCACGGCAUGGACAAAAAGGUGUCACAGGGUUAAUUGUCGAUCAGGAAGAUCUCCCGUUCAAUGAUUACGGAAUGUCUCCGGACAUGGUAAUGAACCCCCAUGGUUUCCCUUCACGUAUGACGGUUGGUAAAACACUUGAACUAUUGGGCAGCAAAGCAGGUGUUCUGGAGGGCAAAUUCCACUACGGUACUGCUUUCGGUGGAUCAAAAUGUAACGACUUACAGGAUGAGCUGUUUAAGAAUGGUUUUAAUUAUUUGGGCAAAGAUGUGUUUUAUUCUGGAAUCACAGGCGAACCGCUUGAAAUGUAUAUAUAUUCCGGUCCUGUCUACUAUCAAAAACUCAAGCACAUGGUGCAGGAUAAGAUGCAUGCUAGAGCCCGAGGUCCCCGAGCAGUACUUACUCGACAACCGACACAGGGACGUAGCCGUGAAGGAGGUCUUCGUCUGGGAGAAAUGGAGCGGGAUUGUUUGAUAUCUUACGGCGCAUCGAUGCUAAUCAUGGAACGGUUGAUGAUUUCGUCCGAUGCAUUUGACGUGGAUGUUUGCAAUGUUUGUGGCAGACUAGCUUAUUCUUCCUGGUGCCACAAUUGUCGAUCAUCUGCCAGUGUUUCUAAAAUAUCUAUGCCGUACGCUUGUAAGCUGUUGUUCCAAGAACUAACCAGCAUGAAUAUUGUACCCAAAUUAAAGUUGCACAACUAUUAGUUAUUGAUUGAAGACUGCUAUCAAUUAAAUGCUGUUUGUUGCUAAAUAAAAUACAAAAAACGUUUAUUUAAACU